Molecule: messenger RNA, 444 nt
Organism: Rotaria socialis
Lineage: Eukaryota; Metazoa; Rotifera; Eurotatoria; Philodinida; Philodinidae
Source: the annotation of a GenBank genome assembly
AUGUUAUUACUCUCACAAUCGAACUCGUCUGCAUGGGGUGCUGGUGGAACUGGGUUUACAACUUAUCAAUACUAUUGGAUAGCUCCCUCCACAACAACGGCAACAAUACAGUUUCAGUUUUUUACAACUUCGAGUGGUAACUUCUGGGAUAUAGACAAUGUUUCAAUUAAAGAUUCGACUGGUGUAGAGAAAAUCACGAACGGUGGUUUCAUUUCGAAAGCAUCUUGGAAUGAAACAUGCAGUAUGAGUGGCUGUGCAUCAAUCCAAAAUUAUGGCCCAAGUUUAUCGCCGGAUUAUUGGAUAAAUUGUAUUAGUACAUCGAACUAUUACAGCGUUAGUCAAAUAUUUACGACAGUACCGUGUGCGGCAUAUAAUGUCAGUUUUGAUAUAGCAAGGUAUAAAACCAACACCAAUACAGCGAAUGCUUACAUUUAUAUUUACUAA